UAAGAGUUGGUAACCCUACUUUUAGCGAAUUUCCCAGCUGCUUUGAUGCUUGACUCAGGAUAAAAUGACUUUUUGUCUUUAAAUUACGCUAAAUUUUCUUUAAAACAAAUAUUAUAUCAUUGAAAUUGACGUCUUACUGAAUCUUUUAAAACGUGUUUUAAUUUACAAUGGACGUUUUAACUAGACCUGCUGAGGAGUUUGGAAAUGAUGAGACCCUCGAGCAUCUCUGGGCAGCUAGAGCUAUGGAGCACAGUGAUAUUUACUUUAAUGUACUUUGUUCUGUGGACACGAGAUGGCUUCGAUUAACCCCGCACGAUGAUCUUAUAUACACCCACUUCAGGCAAGAUUUCCCUGAUCUGGAUAUUACAUACAUAAAAGAAGACGAAAUAAAAAACAAUGUUAACAAAGCGAAGUGGCGUAUGUUUUGUGAGAAAUUUAAGAAUACAGUCGAAGAUUACAGUUUCGGUACGCUAUUGCGAGCAGACACAAACGGUGAUUACUCAGAGCAAAACACAAUUUUAGUGCCUAGGGUUCAAUUCUACGCUAUCGAAAUUGCGAGAAACCGAGAAGGCUUAAAUAAUGAAGUUAAGAAGAGAUAUAAAUGUGCGUCAAAAGCUCACACGGAAGCUCAGUCCAACGUGAGGGAGAUUGUUGCGUAAAUGGUUACUUUUCAAAGUAUCGGAACUAAGAAUAAUUAGCUAUGUUAUAUGUAUUGCUACAAUAAUAUCUGCCUUUAUGUUUUAAUCACAUCUGUGGAAUAUUAUUCGGUAGAACAAUAAAAGCUAAUUGACAGUAGUAGAAACAUUUUAAAA
Messenger RNA from Melitaea cinxia (Glanville fritillary), 812 nucleotides. Its product is annotated as protein PBDC1. The transcript has 3 exons. Gene Ontology annotation, cellular component: cytoplasm. Bases 168 to 659 code for a protein of 163 amino acids. The record is from RefSeq and is a predicted model, not a curated record. NCBI's taxonomy places the organism in Eukaryota, Metazoa, Arthropoda, Insecta, Lepidoptera, Nymphalidae.